UUUGUGUGUGUAUGUAUAUAUGUAUAUAUAUGAGUCCACAUUUCAAAUUGUUUUUGGAAACUGGACCAAAGAGGAAAAGAACCAUCCGGACUGUUCUAGGGUGAAAGUGUAAAAGGCAGCAUGUGUGAUGGUAUGGGGGUGUAUUAGUGCCCAAGACAUGGGUAACUUACACAUCUGUGAAGGCACCAUUAAUGCUGAAAGGUACAUACAGCUGUUGUUAUCAUGGACGCCCCUGCUUAUUUCAGCAAGACGAUGCCAAGCCAGGUGUUACAACAGCGUGGCUUCAUAGUAAAAGAGUGCGGGUACUAGACUGGCCUGCCUGUAGUCCAGACAUUGCAAAUGUGUGGCGUCUAAAAUAUGAGAAGGGAGACUGUUGAACAACUUAAGCUGUACAUUAAGCAAGAAUGGGAAAGAAUUCCACUUCAAAAAUGUGUCUCCUCACUUCCCAAACCUUUACUGAGUGUUGUUCAAAGGAAAGGCCAUGUAACACACUGGUAAAAAUGCCUUUUUUGCCAUGUGUUGCUGCCAUUACAUUCUAAAUUAAGGAUUAUUUGCAAAAAAGAAAGAAGUUUCUCAGUGUGAACAUGAAAUAUCUUGUCUUUGCAGUCUAUUCAAUUGAAUAUAAGUUGAAAAGGAUUUGUUGUAUUCUCUUUUUAUUUACCAUUUACACAACCUGACAACUUCACUGCUUUUGGGGUUUGUACAAAAGUAUUCACAUUAUUUGUUCAAUACUUAGUUGAUGCACCUUUGGCAGAAAUAACAGCCUCAAGUCUUCGUGAAUACCAUGUCACAAACGUGGCACACCAAUGUUGGCAUCACCUCUCUGUCACUCAACUCUCUUGUUCGACUCUUUUAAAAAAAAAUUUAAAAAAGUGAUUCCAAUUGUUUUUGUGCUGAUAUUUCCUGGAGUAUUUUUGGCAUCCAGCCCAAAACUAAGAUUGUUGUGUUCAUAUGUUGCAACAGCAUUAUCAUCUUUAACCCUUCACUUGUUGCUACCUCCUCUCUGUGACUCCAAACUCUGUCACACUAUUUUGUGCUGAUACUUGGCAUGUGUAAAUGUCACAGUUCAAGUGUUUUUCAGGCCCUACCAGGAAGAAGUGCAGAGAAAACACAACACCCCCCCAGGCUGAAGAAUAACCAGGAGAGUUCCGACAAGGAAGUAAAUGCAAAUUUACUUCUUUUUUUUUCUUUUCUUCCUUGUAGUGCUUUGUAGCGACUUCCUGCUAUGAGUAAUCAUGACAGCAGCUGAGACGGACGGGCACACUCCACUUCUCUUCUGAUACUUGGACAUCCGCUGCCAUGGAGAUGAAACAUAUUUAAGGAGGCCAGAGGAGAGCCACAAACCCACCUGGAGCCCCAACAAGUCUGUGGUCUGCGCCAUGGACCAGCACGCCAAAGUGGAGCGCUUCCUGAAGCUGGGCUACUCCCGGCAGGACAUAGUGAGGGUGCUGGAGAGCCUCCACCAUGACGCCCAGACCAAUGACAUCCUAGAAGAACUCAUCAAGACCUGCCACAUUCGCCAUGACAAGGGCAGCGCUAAACUGGUCCCCAGAGGCUGCGGACCCAGGCCCCCUAGACCUGUACCGGACAAGGAGCCUGCUUCCUGUUUCAGACCAGUGGUUAUAGAUGGAAGCAACGUGGCCAUGAGCCAUGGCGACAAGAAGGUGUUCUCCUGUCAGGGCAUUCAGAUGGCCGUGAAGUGGUUCUGGGAUAAAGGCCUCCGAAACAUCACCGUGUUCAUCCCCCUGUGGAGGAAGGAGCAGCCGCGGCCUGAGGCCCCCAUUGCAGACCAACACAUCCUGCAUGAGCUGGAGAGGAGGAACAUCCUGGUGUACACACCCUCACGCUGUGUCAACGGCAAGAGGGUGGUGUGCUACGACGACCGCUUCAUCGUCAGGUUGGCCUUCGACUCGGACGGCAUCAUCGUGUCCAACGACAACUACCGGGACCUGCAGACCGAGAACCCACACUGGAAGAAGUUCAUCGAGGAGAGGCUGCUGAUGUACACCUUUGUUAGUGACAAGUUCAUGCCUCCUGAUGAUCCUUUGGGUCGAAAUGGUCCCACUCUUGAUGAUUUCCUGCUGAAGAAGCCAAAGAAUGUGGACAACAAACUGCAACAUUGUCCUUACGGUUACAAGUGCACUUAUGGAGUCAAGUGCAAGUUCUACCACCCAGAAAGAACCAACCAGUCCCAGCUGUCUGUGGCCGACGAGCUCCGGGCGCAGAUUGACAGAGCCAAGACCUCAAGUCUGAAAGAGAUGGACUCGCACCUCAGCCCUGGUGCGUACCAGUCUGAGCGCACGUCCAGCACCCCCGCAGACCUCUACCACAGAGACCACCUGGGGCAGCCUGGCCCAAACCUGGAGGUGGACGAGGCCUUCGGCUCCAUGGACAGCUCCAUGUCCAAGGUCCACAUCCACAGCUACAGCAGCGGUGUGGCCAGCUACCUGAGCCAGGACUCCUUGUCAGGGUCUCACUACUACACCCAAGCUGCCCAGGACUCCUUCCCGGGGUCUCACUACUACACCCCCCUGGUCUACAGCUCUGUCUGCACCUGCUGCAUGGGUGUAGGCCAGCAGGCCAGGGGGUCCCACGGCCACCCUGCAUGGUCCUCCUGUCCCCCCCUGCCCCCAGACCACGCCUCGCACUUGGCAGAGGAACCCCAGUCCAGGCAGACCAAGUCCAGCCACGGCUUGCCCAGAGACUCUCAGGUCCACGGGAAGACCAAGGAGCAGCGCAGGGAGAUGAGGAGCAGGCUGAGCACGCUCUUCCCCAAGGAGACUGUGGAUCGAGUCAUGGACGCAUACCCUCACGUGUCGGACUUGUUUGAACUGAUAUCACUCAUCAGGAACAACAUCUGAAUCUAGUCCCUCCCCCAAGUCCUGGUGUCACAAUAUCUAGUCCCUCCCCCAAGUCCUGGUGUCACAAUAUCUAGUCCCUCCACCAAGUCUUGGUGUCGCAAUAUCUAGUCCCUAGUCCUCCUCCACUAAAAAAAAUCCAGUUCCAACAUCCUUUACUGAGCAGAAGUGUUUGGACUAUGAAACCAAAAUCACACGUGGAUUCUUCUUCUCUGCUUUGGUAUUUAAUGUGUGCGGCCAUAGGGCAGGUGACCCACGUGGCCAUAGGGCAGGAGACCCCAAGUUCCAUUGCAGGGUCAAUCCUUGGUGA
Entelurus aequoreus (snake pipefish) is the source of this 3168-nucleotide messenger RNA. Its product is annotated as probable ribonuclease ZC3H12D. Gene Ontology annotation, molecular function: RNA endonuclease activity; metal ion binding; mRNA binding. Lineage: Eukaryota; Metazoa; Chordata; Actinopteri; Syngnathiformes; Syngnathidae. The coding region runs from base 1380 to 2861 and encodes 493 amino acids. Gene Ontology annotation, biological process: 3'-UTR-mediated mRNA destabilization; nuclear-transcribed mRNA catabolic process, RNase MRP-dependent. The record is from RefSeq and is a predicted model, not a curated record. Gene Ontology annotation, cellular component: nucleus; cytoplasmic ribonucleoprotein granule. The transcript has 6 exons.